AUGGAGAGGCACCUCAGAAACCAAAGGCGCGUCAUCCCCGACAGGAAGGAAUUCUACACAAGACUGCAAGCAGAUGGAGAGUCGUUCGACAACUACAUGAUGGUGCUAAAGGAACUGGCGGAAUUCUGCGACUUCUGUGCCCACUGUAUGGACGACAGACUCAAGGACAGGAUCGUAACCGGCAUCUGGCUCUGCAAGCGGGCCAGACGGAGCAACACGUGGUCAGACUACGGAGAACGACAGACGUCCGGCAACCUCCACGUGAACGACGUGCGCGUUCAAGGCGUGACCGUGAAGAAGACGCCGCAAGUAUCUGUCCUGAAACCAGACGACGGGGACCCGACGCCAGCCCAGAAGAACCUGCACCUGGAAACACUGAAGAAGGCGUUCCCGAGAGUGUUCAGCACCCAGCCACCGCUGAGGGAGAUGUCAGGUGGUCCAAUGCGGAUCGAUCUACGGCCAGACGCUCGUCCGUAUGCUGAGACAGCCGCCAGACACAUCCCGCAUGCAUGGCGAGACGACAUCAAGCAUCAGGUGGACGAUCUGAUCGCGCAAGACGUCAUCACGCCCGUAGCACACCCGACUGAGUGGUGUCACCCGAUGGUCCAAGUGCCGAAGCCGCCCACGGACCGAAGCCACGGCAAGACCUACUUCAAACGCGCCGUCAUGGGCCUCUGCACGUCUGGAGACGAGUAUGGACGGUUUGGAGACGCAGCACUGGCGGGCCUGCCGAAGACGAACAAGGUAGUCGACGACAUCCUGGCCUACCGUGACGACUACUCGACCCACCUUCUGCACGUGACCCAGAUUCUUCAGCGAUGCGACAGCCAUGGCAUCACCCUGAACCCGGCGAAGAGGACACUCGCCGUUCAGACGCUGGACUUCUGCGGCUACGUUAUCAGUCCUGACGGCUACACAGCAGACCAGCGGAAGGUGCGGGCUAUCGCUGACUUCCCCGUUCCAGAGAACCUCACAGACUUAAGGAGCUUUAUGGGACUGGUCAACCAGCUCGGGGCGUUCUCGACGGACACAGCGAGGACAGCCAAGCCUCUACGCGACCUGCUGAGGCCCCGGAACCAGUAG
Messenger RNA from Pollicipes pollicipes, 1083 nucleotides. RefSeq lists its product as uncharacterized. The record is from RefSeq and is a predicted model, not a curated record. Bases 1 to 1083 code for a protein of 360 amino acids. The transcript is spliced from 4 exons. NCBI's taxonomy places the organism in Eukaryota, Metazoa, Arthropoda, Thecostraca, Pollicipedomorpha, Pollicipedidae.